CGCAGCCCGGGGCGGACUGCAAGAGAGCGGCAACACCGGGGAAGGGGAAGAUGGCGGACGGCAGCGGUAAACUGAAGGGGCUGCGGGAUCAGAUGGUCGCAGCAGCACAAGCAAUAGCCGAUGAGCGCAGAAGCCAAACAGGAACCAGCCCCGUCCCCGUUCCUUCCUCAGUCAGCGUGAAGACGGCUAAGCCAGUAAUUGAUGGCUCAGCUCUAAGAACAGAUGAGAGGCAAAGAUUAGCUCGGGAACGCAGAGAAGAGAGAGAGAGGCUGAACGCUGCCAAAGAAAAAGAAUUACUUGAAAAAGAAAAAAAGGCAAAGCUUCAGUAUGAGAAGCAAAUGGAGGAGAAGCAGAAGAAACUGGAGGAGCAGAAGCUGAAGGAUGAGCAGAAGAGAGUCGCAGCAGAAGAUAAAAGAAAGCAGAGAUUACUGGAAGACAAGGAACGUCGGGAAGCAAAUGUUAGGCGAACUCUUGAGCGCAGCAGUUAUCUGGACCAAAGGCAGAAACGAUGGUCUUGGGGAGGAUCAGCAGAAGGAGACAAACAUGGUGCUUCGGGAAGUAGUUCUCCCAGCCAAGUAGAUUUAAUAGGCAAAAAUGCUUCCACCACAGAGCCACAGCUUGAAGAUGAAAGUGGAUCUGGCGCAGCAAAUGUGCGUUCCACAUCAGCAUCGAACCUAAGGCAGGCCGACGGCAGCAUUCACAAGCGCCUGUCCUCUUCAUCUGCCACCCUUGAAAAAGGUACCAAGCAGAGGAGUUCUUCCUUAAGCAGGCUGAGUAACAAAACUCCUCUAAGUCCACAGCCCUUCUCGCCUAAAGUGUCAAACCAGGAGCAGAAAGGCGGAACAGGCCAGAAGAGAAGCUCUUCCCUCAGUAGGCUGAGUAGUAAAAAAUCACCUCCUGCGCAUCUAGAGGGCGCGAAAAAGGAAGAAAAAACAGCUCACCGCCCCCCGAGCAGUCCCCUGGACAGUAGUUUAAUCAAUCGCCUCCUCGCCCCCACUCAGUCUUCCCUAGCUAGGAGUAAGAGUGCUGCCACAUUGUCAGCCGAUGGAAAAGAAUUGCCAGAAUCUCACCUCUGUCCUCGUUCAGCUUCAGCCACUACCACCAGUACCCCACCCUCCGUCUCUAAAGGUCCCAUGCGCAGCCGCAGCAUUGACAGAGCGAAGACUCCUAGUACGGCAGCAUCGGGUUCUGCCACUUCGGAAGUUAGCCAGAAGUCAGGCCUCGACAAGCCUUCACCACCGUCUGUGGGGAAACGGCCAUCCUCUCCUUCUGUAACUUCACGGCGAAGAUCUCCUUCCCCUGCUGGCGCAACAAAGCAGGCUCCAUCACCAACGCUAGAAAAAAGGAACAGUAGUUCUAUAACACAACGGACCCGUCCGCCAUCUCCAAGUUUAACGAAGCAGAGACCUCCUUCACCGACACUGACUCAAAAGCCAGCUCCAAUCCAGCGUCCAUUGCUCACACCAUCUGUCUUGAGCACUACCAAAAAGACUGCUGAACCAGAGACUAAACCAAAGGAGAAAUGUACAGAUAUGACGAGCUCUGAACCCAAAACGACACAGACCUCAGAGAAAGAAGCAGCAAGUUCAAAGACCAAAGAUGAAUCGAGUAACAAGACUAUUUCAGGGAGCACCACUCCUGAAGAAGCUGCUAAAAUAUUAGCUCAAAACCGUCGCCUUGCAAGGGAGCAAAGGGAGCGUGAGGAGCAAGAGCGAAUUCAAAGACAAGAAGAAGAAAGGAUAAAACAGGAAGAAAUGGCUCUUAAGGCAGAAGAGGAGAGACUAAGACUAGAAGAAGAAACAAAACUAUUGGAGGAGAAGCGAAGGCUGGAAAGAGAGGAGGAACAAAGACUAGCUGAAGAGGAAAAGAUACGCAGAGACCAAGAAGAACAGGAGCGACUGGUAGAGCUUCAGCAACAGAGAGAAGAAGCAGAAGCCAAAGCUGUUGAAGAAGCUGAGAAACAAAAGCAAGAACGGGAAAAAAUCAUGCAACAAAAUAUGCAGGAAAGACUGCAGAGGAAAAAGAGAAUUGAAGAAAUAAUGAAGAGAACUAGAAAGUACGAGCAGAAUGAUGUUAAGAGCGAAGACAGAUCUGAAGACGAUGAGGACACCGGCGAUGUAGAGAAUAAUCAACAAGGAUCAGUCAGUGAAGAUGACCUUUGUGAGGAUGCGGAUACACCCUGCGAAAUGGGAGAAGAAACAGCUUCUCAGGAUUUGUUGUCCCAGAAAGCUGCACUGGUGGAAAAAGAGGAAUUAUUUAUUAAUGGGGACCAGCCAGACACUGGGGAGAAGAUUAAUGGACACUCACCAGACGCUGCACCCCCACUAGAGUCCAGUCAACCAACAGAGGACAAAGCUGUAGUGAGCCAAGAUGAAAUGCAUCUUAAUAAAGAUAACACUUGUGAUACCGUACCAAAGCUGAAUGGAAAAUCUGCAACGUGGACAUUUGAGGAAAUAAUUGACUUGGGAAUCCAUUCCAAGCCUAGCAAUUUGUCUGAUUCCAUUGCUAUGGAUGGCUGUGAUCAGGGCCUCAUCGAAGCUGCUACAAUUCCCCCAAAGUUAGCUUUUGAAGAAGGACAAAUGAAUUCUUUGUAGGCAACCAUUGAGACUGCUGCAGAGACGUGACGUCUGCGCAGCUCUCCUCCUGUUAUUGCACUUCGCUCUCCAGUAUUUUUAAUAAAGCGCUGAAGCCUUGUUGUUAAAAGCUGCUACUUCAACAUAUUACUUAGAGAUGCAGAAAUCAUCCAGCAAGAGAAGAAAGGAAGGCCGCACAUUGUCACUUCUUUAGGGCGUCCACGUUGGGCAGUUACACAGGGUCUCGGACAUAGUAGUCCUUCUUCUGUUAGGUCUCAUGCAGUAACUUAUUGUAGUCUCGUUAAUGUCCUUUUUAAUGCCUUUUAGGUUUUCUGUACUAGCACUUACAAUGGUAAUGCCAUUAACAUGAGCAUGUUACAGCUAACCCUCGUAGAGCUGAAAUCUGUUACACUUUCAGCGUCGUAUUGGGUGCUGUCAUGAAUUCUCCCAUCACUUGAUAAGUUUGUUAUUACAGAUGUCAUUGUUUAAUAAUGUUCACGAAGGCUAUAUUCGCACGACUGUGAAAACCGGAUGUCACAUGACCAUUUUGGGAACAAUGGUAGUCUAUGGGUUUAUUUACACAGCCCAUGAAUAACGGCCGUCAGAGUAUAGACAUGUCCUGUUUUUGUCCAUUUCAUACCGGACUGACAGUCCCCGUACAAGUGAAGGGGACUGUUUUUUUUAAUGGAUGUUUCUCAGAAAGUCAUCAGUGGGGGAAAAAACUGCAAAGCGGUUUUUAACAGCUGUUCCCCCACUGAUGCCUUUCUGAUAAACCUGUCAUCAUAUGAAUGUAGCCUAAUUUGGGUGAGGCUCUUCUGCACAGAUCUGUGUUUGUGGUUAAAGGAGUCGUCCCUGAUCAGAAGGAAAAAAAUAUAUAAAAAAUCUUUUUCCUCUAAAAGCACGCCAUUCUUUUCCAUGUGUCAGUUCAUUUUUACAUGACUGAAGAUGAUCAGACACAUUCCAUGGACAAGAGGGCCACUUAGUAUAAAAAAAAUAAAAUAAAGUUGACUCCUUUUUCUAAUUCCGUACAACUCCUUUUAAAUCCUAACAUUUGGGUGUCGUAGAGGCUGUAGUGAUGUCCGGAUGCAUGGAUGGGCGUCUUUCUAGAAUAACGGUUUGGUUCACAAUAUGUUUGCCACUGUGUAAAAGCGACGGGACUCCUACCGGUUUUCCGCGACUUUGUUCUUGUCAUGAUUUUUUUU
Bufo bufo (common toad) is the source of this 3775-nucleotide messenger RNA. It is a transcript of the gene MAP7D3, whose product is annotated as MAP7 domain containing 3. The transcript is spliced from 21 exons. NCBI's taxonomy places the organism in Eukaryota, Metazoa, Chordata, Amphibia, Anura, Bufonidae. Gene Ontology annotation, cellular component: microtubule cytoskeleton. Gene Ontology annotation, biological process: microtubule cytoskeleton organization. The coding region runs from base 51 to 2594 and encodes 847 amino acids. The record is from RefSeq and is a predicted model, not a curated record.